Molecule: messenger RNA, 7029 nt
Organism: Neolamprologus brichardi
Lineage: Eukaryota; Metazoa; Chordata; Actinopteri; Cichliformes; Cichlidae
Source: RefSeq, a predicted model, not a curated record
AUGACACUCAGCUGUCACUCUUUGGCUGAAAAUGAGACAAAUGUCACCUGUCCAGAACACCAAAGGGCUUUCGGGGGCUCUUGCUUUGAAUUUGUGGGUAUCCGGCGCUCUUUCUUCAGUGCUCAAGCUUGGUGUGAGGGGAAUGGAGGACACCUUGCUUUUAUCCCUGACGAGGACACCCAGUACUUCCUUGAGAGACACAUGGACACUAAGGAAGACUUUUGGUUUGGUGUGGCACCAUCUGCUGAAGGUCAUCUCUCUUGGCUCGAUGGUUCACCUGCCACAUAUUCAAAGUGGGUGAGCAGUCCAGAGCCUGGAGCAGCUUGUGGCUACGUCCUGAGAAACUCGGGCUUUCACUGGGAGGCCAGAAACAACUGCAGCAAAAACCGGCGUUUUAUUUGCCAGUUUGAGUCUGGGAGAACCAUUGUGUGUGAGGGUCGUAACACCACUCUGCAGUGUGGUUCGGGUCAGGUGUUGAUGAUAGACGGUGGCUUCUACGGUCGUAAGAGUAUUCAUUACUGUCGAUCCAAGUUCCCUCCACCAGCAUCCCCACAACAUGAGUGCGGCUGGGCGGACGCUGUAGAAUCAAUUACAGCUCGUUGCCACGGCCGACAGGUCUGCCAGAUCGCUGAAGUUGCGAACUCCUUUGCUGACCCUUGUCCUCAGCUGAAGAGCUAUCUGUCUGUGGACUACCACUGCAAAGACGGGCUCGCACUGUCAGUUAAUCCCACCGCUGUGGUUCUUGGUGACGUCAGAAUCCACGUGAAGUGGCUUUUACAUUCACCCCUGACAAACUUUAGCUGCAGAGUGAACACAGGAGAUGGCCAUGUAAUUAAUUUGAACAAUCCAAAAGGGUUGGAGAACAGUGUGGUGCACAAAUACACUCACCCAGGUACCUUUAUUGUGGCAGCUGAAUGCACUUGCAGUGAAAUGCACAUUAAAGCUCAGAAAAUAAUUACGAUUCAAGAGCCUGUUGCAGAGAUCGGUGUUAUCAAGUGCUAUGCUGGAAACCUGUCUUUUUAUGAAACCAACUGCAAAGCCCUGUAUGGAGAAGCCUUUCAGAUUCAAAUGGAAGUAAAAGCAGGUACAAAUGUGACCUACAGAAUCGAAGCUGAUGAAAAGUCGUUGUCCGGUUUAUCUGCGGUCAGAGGAACAGAACCCCAGAACGUCACAGUAACAUCAGAAAUAGUGACGCAGCUCGGGUCUGGCUGCCACCAUCUGACACUUUAUGCGUCUAACACGGUCACAUUCCUUGAAGUGUCCAAAGACCUGCAGCAGGUGAAAGUGGCAUGCAAGAGGUCCAAGGAGGGUCUGGAAUACACUUAUAGCGACAGGCCUGGCAGGGAGGCAGGCAGGCGAAGUGCCAUGAUGGAGGGGGUUACAACCAGAUAUCAGGAAACCAGCAUCCAGACAGCGAUAGUUCAGUUUGAGAAGCGUAACGCCCAGGCGGGUAGUGCGUUAGCUGUAGAUCUGGCAGAGGCCUGUUGUUCUAUAGAAGCAAAACUCAGAGUUUGGAACAUCUUCUCCUCUCUUGAAGUGGUGCUGAAUAUAUCUGCUUCUUGUGAUAAAGAUUUAGGCUUUAAACCCAGUGAUCAAAAUUACAUUUUGUUUGGAAUGAACAACAGACGGAGAAAGAAGCAUGUUGGAGUUGGCAGAGCUCUACUGACACUCACCGCUAACCGUUUAGCUACAAUAACUCAAAGAGAUGGAGGGAAAGGAGGCUGCGGAAACAGCGACUGUGGAAAAGGCAACUGUGAAAAAGGCAACUGCGAAAAAGGGGGAGGAGACUGUGGCAAAUGCGACUGUGGAAAAGGCAACUGCGAUAAAGGGGGAGAAGACUGUGGAAAAGGCAACUGCGAAAAAGGGGGAGGAGACUGUUGCAAAGACGACCGUGGAAAAGACAACUGCGGAAAAGGGGGAGGAGACUGUUGCAAAGACGACCACGGAAAAGGCAACUGCAAAAAAGGGGGAGGAGACUGUUGCAAAGACGACCGUGGAAAAGACAACUGCGAAAAAGGGGGAGAAGACUGUUGCAAAGACGACCGUAAGACUCUGCGAUGCAGUCAGAGCAAUGAAGUAAAAUUCAUCUUCCUUCCUCUCGGAGACAGCAAUUCUAACUACAAACUGAAUAUACUGGCAACUGCAACGGGUGAAGGCCAAACAGUGCUCAGCACCACUAUAACUGCACAGGUUAUGGAUUCAACUUUGAGCGUAAGCUCAAUAGAGAACAUCUUGGAUCAGCUAAAGGCAGAAGGCCAGCUGUCACCAGAAGUCGCUGGACAACUCCUCAGUUCUCUGGCCAAUAAACUUAACGACCAAACUGAUCCUGCAGGACAAGCAGAUAGGCAAGCGCUUCGACAGAAGAUGCUGGACAUAUUGAUUGCUUUAGUAAAUGAAAAUCUCAACAAAAGUCUACAAGACGUUCAGGCGUUAGCCACAGCACUUGCUUCUCUCGUCAAGAAAGGGACUGAACUCGAUACAUCAGCACAGGAAAGGGCCGCGUCAUUGUUCGCAACCCUGAGUUCAUUUCUCCUCCACAUGGAUCUAAACGCAACUGAAGUCUUUGCCACAGCCAACAUUAUUGUGGAGGGCAUAAGCAACAUGCUCGACUAUUGUCCCAGUAAAAUCACCUCAGAUAGCCUUCUUGGUGCCCUGUUCAAUAUACAGAGUGCGAUGUUGGUCUUUAUGGAACUCAAUGAGGACUCAAGCAUAAUUCGGCAAACGCACGUUAAAGUAUUUGUCAGAAGAGUUUUACCAGCAGUCUUGUACACAGGCUCAGUAAAUAUUACCAACUGUACCUGCAUCACAUUUUCUGUUCCACAACUACCCUCUACCAUACUUCCUUCAGACAAACCAGUGGAUGUGCGAAUGCUGAACUUAGAUGUAAACCCAUUUUGUUGGAAGGUGGGAUGGGACAUCAGCAGAUUUGUAGGUUCUUUAUCCCUCACAACAAAAGAAGGGUCUGUUAUCCCUGUGGAAAACUUAAGUAAGGAUAUUCAGAUCGUGUUUCCACGGUUUGCUGGAGAACAAGUGAACACCACUAUUCUGGACUUGGGGAACUUCAGCACAACGGUUAUUGAUAUUCCUUCAGCGAACUCUACUCUGGUUCUAAAGAUGAUGCCUUCAAAGGUUCCUUUACCCUUCAAAGUCCUCCUUGGUUAUAAUGACUACCCUACUGAGACAAAUUAUGUAGCGGCAACAGAGAUGCCUCAGCAGGGAGCCACACAAGAGGAGAAAUACACAUGGCUCCUGCACCCUGAGGAUUUAAAGGGCAACACUGGAGUGCAUUAUCUUGUUGUGAGACCCAUAGUGGGCCCAGGUAUAAAAUCUAUAAAUGCCAGUUUAUCAAUUACGCCCAUCACAACCUCAUGUCAAUUUUGGAAUAUAUCACUACUGGACUGGAGCAAAUCUGGAUGCAGAGUAAGUGCAACAUUUUAAUCUGCUACACGUACACUGUUGUCUUUCAAGGUUGGUGCCAAUACCACGCAUUUAGAAACCCAGUGCCUCUGCAACCACCUCACCUUCUUUGGGAACUCCUUCUUUGUCACUCCCAACCUUGUCGACCCGUCACGCACUGCCGAGCUAUUUGCAACCUUUGCCGAUAAUCCUGUGGUUGUGUGCUUCGUCCUGGCACUCUUUUUGGCGUAUCUCUUGGUCCUCGUGUGGGCAAGACGAAAAGAUAUUCAAGACACAGUCAAGGUAAAGGUGACAGAGCUGGAGGACAAUGAUCCAAUGGAUGAGUAUCGCUACCUGUUGAGUGUCUGUACCGGGCAUCGUAUAGGAGCCUCCACUUCCUCUCAGGUGACAGUUACUCUGCUGGGUACAGAAGGACACAGCGAGCCUCACCACUUGACAGAUUCAAAGAAACGUGUGUUUGAAAGGGGAGCAGUGGACAUGUUCCUGCUAACUACGCCCUUCUCCCUGGGAGACCUGCAGGGCAUCAGACUAUGGCACAACAAUUCAGGAAGCCAUUCUGCCUGGUACGUAGGCAAUGUCAUGGUGCAGGAUUUACAGACAGAGGAGAAAUGGCAUUUUCUAUGUAAUUCCUGGCUGUCGGUAGACAUUGAUGACUGUUCCCUCGAUAAAAUAUUUCCUGCUGCAACAGAGAUGGAUCUAAAGAGGUUCAGUAAUUUGUUCUUCACAAAGACAACAAAGGAUUUCAAUGACGGACACCUCUGGAUUUCGGUGAUCAGUCGACCACCAAGCAGCCACUUCACCCGUGUGCAGAGAGUGUCCUGCUGUUUUUCUCUGCUGCUCUGUACCAUGUUAACCAGUAUCAUGUUUUAUGGGAUCCCAAAAGACCCCUCUGACCAAGUAAUGGACCUAGGAAGUUUUGAGUUUACUUGGCAGCAGUUCAUGAUUGGAGUUCAGAGUUCCCUCAUCAUGUUUCCCGUCAAUAUCCUCAUCGUCAGUAUUUUCAGAUUCACUCGUCCUCGGGAGUUUUCUUGUUGCCAGCGCAAAAGAAAGAAAAAGAACACACAAGAUUCUUCUGCCACAACGGACAUGACUAACAGAGUGUCUUUAGAUGUUAUCAUUAAGGACAUCACAAGAAUUGCCCACUCGCUCUCUAAGACGAUGAAAAGCAACGUCGCAUGCAAGGAGUUUAAGUUUGUGCCUGAACAAGAAAAUGAUGUCAAUGCUAUUCUUUCUGUGUUGAAAGACUUAAUCACACAGAAUAACACAGCUGGUGAAAAUAUCGAGACAGAAACAGAGCCUCAGCUAUCAGAUAGCAGUGCUUAUCCAGCAUCGGAAGAGGGGGUGAUUCAGAAGAACAGAAACAAAAGCCAGUAUCUGUACAGACAACUGUGUCGCAUCGACAGUGAGUUGAGUCAGCUGGGUCCCUCAGGCUUCCCGAAUCCACACAGCUACAAGCAGGCGCUGCAGCAAGUCCAGAGCAUGAAGGAGUUUCUUGAAGAUCAACUCGUCGCAUCCAACAGAGGCGUUCCAGAUGAACCCACCAACAAAACGGCCAGUCCGUCAGACAGCUCUGAUGGCGAUGGCGGUGAGAAAAAAAGGACGUGUUGUCACGGAGGUCUACCCUGGUGGUUUAUUUUUUUUGGCUGGCUGCUGGUGAUCGCAACCAGUGUCAUAUCAGGCUAUUUCACAAUGCUGUAUGGCUUGAAAUUUGGAAAACCGCGCUCCAUAAGUUGGUUGGUGUCCAUGGUUAUUUCCUUCUUUCAGAGUGUCCUCCUUAUUCAGCCGCUGAAGGUGCUUUGUCUUGCAAUCUUCUUUGCUCUUGUGAUUAAAAAAGUCGAAGAGGAAGAUUUUCAAAAUGUUCAAUUUGAAAGAAACCACAGAAAUAUCGGUGAACAAAUGUUUGUGCGCUAUGGCAGUGUUUAUGAGCCUCCGCCUCUGGCAGACGUAGAAAAAAUGAGGAGGAACAGGAUGCUGGAACAGAAAGCCUUUGCUCUAAUCAAGGAGAUACUGAUCUACAUGGGGUUCCUGUGGAUGCUGCUGCUGGUGGCACAUGGCCAGAGAGAUCCAAAUGCUUUUUACCUAAACACACACAUUAAACAAAGCUUCUGUGGAAAUGCCCCAGCCACCAUGGCAAUUCAAGAUGUAUUCAACUGGGCCAAGACAUCUCUACUCAGUAACCUCUUUGGACAAUAUCCAGGAUUCAUCACUGAUGGAAACUCGAAGCUUCUGGGAAAUGCACGUCUUCGUCAACUGAGAGUGAAGAAGAACUCAUGUCAGAUUGCAGGCCCCAUGCUAAAGAUGGUGCCAGGCUGUAGCGCUCCAUAUUCAUGGGAAGCGGAGGACAUGGGCUCCUAUGGACCUGGCUGGAACACGUCUGUUGGAAAUAACAUCUCUGCAAGCAUUUCCAGUCCCUGGACGUACCAGACACACUCUCAACUCAGAGCUUACCCCGUCUGGGGAGAAUUGGCGCUCUACAGAGGGGGAGGCUUUUCAGUGGAGCUCGGCCCAGAUUUACAAACUGCAACCAGCACCCUCGAGUAUCUGUUCAACAAUAUGUGGUUCAAUGUGUACACGCGGGCCAUCUUUGUUGAGUUCACUGUUUAUAAUGCAAAUGUGAAUCUCCUCUGCAUUGUCACGCUUUUGUUGGAGUCCCCUGCUGUAGGAGCCUUUCAGUUAAACAGUGAAAUGCAGAGUGUUCAUCUCUACCUGCCAGGUGACGGCCUUUACAUCUGCGUUAUAACCGCUGAGAUCAUUUAUAUGCUUUUCAUCCUCUAUUACAUGUUCAAUCAGGGGAAAUUAAUGAAGCAGCAGCGUUGGCUUUACUUCAAGAACAAAUGGAACCUUCUGGAGCUUUCUAUCAUCCUGCUGAGCUGGAGUGCCGUGGCCGCCUUUAUCCAGAGGACUCUGAUCACGAACCGUGAUAUAGCAUACUACCAAAACCACAACGACAAGUUUGUCAGUUUUUACCAGACAGGCACAUCAGAAUCACUUUUUCAGUAUCUGAUGGCUUUCCUGGUCCUGCUCGCCACUGUCAAACUGUGGCACCUGCUUAGACUUAACCCAAAGAUGAACAUGAUCACAGCUGCACUGCAGCGAGCCUGGACCAGCAUAAGUGGUCUUCUUCUGAUCAUUGUGAUCAUGUUGCUGGCUUAUUCCAUUGCAUGUAACGUGAUUUAUGGCUGGAAACUAUCCUCUUAUAAAACUUUUAUGGAUGCUCUCGUGACUCUCAUCGGUUUGCAGAUAGGCAUCUUUAACUAUGAUGAGGUCCUGGCCAGCAAUCCUGUGCUUGGUGGGUUACUCAUUGGUUCCUGUAUAGUUUUUGUGACAUUCGUGGUGCUCAAUUUCCUGCUCUCGGUGAUCCUCGUGGCAUUCAAUCAGGAGCAAAAAUACCACAAGCCUUCUGAAGAGGAGGAGAUUGUCGACCUGAUGCUGAUGAAAAUCUACAGUCUUUUUGGCAUCAAACGUAAACAUGCAAAGGACACCCGGGAGUCCGACGUUCUGUCUGAGAGACACAAUGUUGGAUUCUCAGCGUAUAAGAGCACACUUGAUCAUGCAGCAGCGAACAGCGCAGAGGUCGUGACAGUUUCUGGUGGUUUUGAAAGUCAAGCAUAA